AUGAGUAACUUUUUUCAAAAACUUGGAAAAAUUGGGGCUGAAAUUGACAAGUCAACUAGGCAUUUUUUAAGGGAUGCUGGAGAUGAAAUAGAGAGAGCAUCUUCGCGCAUAGGGGAUGAACUCGCGAGAGUAUCUACGCGGGAAGAAUUAGAAGAAAUAAAGAUUGAAAAUAAUGCAAUCGAAGCUACUGCGGGGGCUGAAUUUUCCAACACAGAAUUAUCUAAUGACCCGAAAAUGUCGGCAGACAUUCCUACAACUGAAGCUACCAAAUCAGAACAAGAGUACCAUGAAGCUUACCACAAAGCAAAAAAGCAUGGAUUCUGUCGUAAUGACUUCAUCCGCUUUCUCAUAACUGGUCCUCAAAAUGUUGGCAAGUCAUGCCUUAUUCAAGCAUUAAUUUAUCAAGGACAGAUCAAUAAGGUGGAAGCUACAACUGCCGCAGAUAUCAUAUCUGAACUACUAAAUCUGAUAACUUAUAAUAUGGACGAUAAGUCAAUAAAUGAAUUUAAGAAAAUCUUAGAUAAUAAAGUCAAUACAGCGAUAGAGACGGUUAGAAUAUUAGUCAAGAAACCAUCAAACUCAUUGAAUUCUCAAGUCGAUGACGAUUCACAAUCUACUACGGAAUCGAAAGAUGAAUCUAAUAGUGUAGUGAUGAUAGAUAAUACUCCAAUUGAAGAAGAAUUUCUGAAUAAAUCAGUUUCCUUAGAUAUUUUGGCAAAAUAUUUUCAACAAAAUCGUAAUUUACAGGCACAAUUUCAGCCAGAUUAUUGCCGAUAUGCCAAAUUGUGGGAUUUCGCUGGCCAUUCUAUCUACCAUGUAACUCAUCAACCAUUUCUAUCUGAUCAUUGCAUCUAUAUUUUGGUUUUAGACAUGUCUCGAGACAUUGAUAGCUAUGUCAUUAAUAGGGAAGGUCAAGAGCUAAACUUGACUUACCUUGAUACAUUACAAGAAUGGCUAACUUCCAUAAUUUGUAGCCGUCGGGAUCAAUGUGUGACAAGAGCUUUAAUUGAUAACGCUUGGGAAGAAAUUGCUUGGCCUGUCAUUAUUCUAGUAGGUACACAUGCUGAUAAAAUAGGCGAUGGACAGGCUUGCAAGCUACGAUUUAGUGAAUUUACUUGCAAGCUACGACAAGAAUUUCCCGCUUAUGCUAAAAAUAUAUACGGUUCAGGGCUCAUAUUUAACUGUGAUGAUUUAGAUAAUACUACAGGUGUUAUUGAGCAACGUCAACGUGAUUGCUCUGUCUUACAUAAUAUCAUGAAACAAUUUGUGAUUAAUUCUCCAAUUAUCGAUAACUUUAGUAAAAUUCCGAUUCGAUGGUAUCCCAUGGUAGCUCUAUUGCAUAAUUUCUCCAACAUUAAAGAUGCAGAAAGUGCAAAUGGAGACUAUCAACAAGUAGAAGCGAUUAGUAAAAUCAUAUCGACUGAAGAUGUACAACGAUUAGCUGAAAAACAUUAUUUAUGCGAUAAAGAUGAAGAUAUUCGAAUGAUGUUAUCGUAUCUACAUGACAUCGGUGAAAUUGUAUACUGUCGAAAAGGAUCUGCUAAGGGCAUGAUUGUGACUCAAGUUGAAUGGCUUUUGAAUAUUUUUCGUUCUAUCAUUCAACUACGUAAACCUCAUACUAAAGGUUUAGCUACGACAGAUGAAUAUGAAAAGGCGAGAAAUACAGGCAUUAUGUCAUUUUCUUACAUCGACUUCCAACUGAAUAAGCUUAACGUGGCAGAAGAUGAGAAGAAAUACAUACUCGAUCUAAUGGAAUCACACGAUAUGAUUUGCAAAAUCAACUCUAACAAUCUUGAUAGUACCAGCGAAAACGUCCAAUAUUAUGUCCCCUAUCUAUUUCGCUGGAUAAGUCAAGAUAUCGAUUCGAGUCAAUUUAAAACAUCCAAUUGGCUUUACAUUGGAUAUGAACGUUGCCAUAUACCUUAUAUCCCAGAUGGUAUUUUAUUUUGUCUCCUUAUUUCAUGCUUAAAAGAAUGGAAAAACUGUAUUAUUGAGCCUGGAUAUAAGUGUGCUAAAUAUCGAUUUAAAGAUGAUUAUUACGAUAUUAUUAUUAAGAAAGUGAAAUCAUAUAUUGCUCUUCAAUACCGUUAUCGAGAUCUGAGUGACAAUCCCGAGUUACAAGAAGAAAUUGAACAAAAGAUGACAGAAUCAAUCCAAAAAAAUAAACCUUACGAGUUUGUUCGACAUAAAAUAGAAUUACUAAUUGAAGAGAGAAUGCCAACCUGCCACCCAUUUCGAAGUCACUAUUUCACAAGAUGCCCUCACUGUCAGGCUUUCAAUAUGAUUGAAAAAAGCUUAGAAAAUAGUGGUAAAAUAUUUUGUGACUGUAACGAAAUUUACGAUCACGCAUCUUCUCAUGGAUGGAUAGCUGCUUGUACAUUGAAUAAAACGAAAGUUUCAAGAAAACUGGCCAGGUUCAAAUCGGAUGAUAAUCUAAAAGAAUCGAAUCUAAAUAACCUGUUACACAAUGAGAGUAAAAGAAAUCAGUGCUUUAUCACUAUUGCUGAUAAUAUGAACGGAAAAAAGUUGAAAGAAUUUGGCUGGAGAUUAGGUUUAUCUUCUAUAGAUGUAGGAGACAUUGUUGAUAGCAAUGAAGAAAGAUUUGCAAAGUGCAUGAAAUUGCUGGAAGCAUGGCAUCUUAAAUUUGCGUCAAAAGGGAAUAAGGAUAGUUUAUUGGAGGCCUUAAAUAGUUGUAAACUUGCUAAUAUAAGUGAUAGACUUAUCAAGAUAUUUACUAUCGAUGAUAAAAAUUAA
Molecule: messenger RNA, 2754 nt
Organism: Trichoplax adhaerens
Lineage: Eukaryota; Metazoa; Placozoa; Uniplacotomia; Trichoplacea; Trichoplacidae
Exons: 5
Coding region: 1-2754 (917 amino acids)
Biological process (GO): positive regulation of extrinsic apoptotic signaling pathway; TRAIL-activated apoptotic signaling pathway
Cellular component (GO): cytoplasm; CD95 death-inducing signaling complex
Molecular function (GO): death receptor binding; caspase binding
Source: RefSeq, a predicted model, not a curated record